CAGAAUUGCGGAAGUUGUUCUCUGUACCUUUUUUCACAUGGGUUUUCAUUUGAUUGUUUAAUCAAAUAAUUAAUCGUCGUUCAACUGAUUAAAUUUAAUUUAACCAACAUGGGAGUCCCAGCAUUUUUUCGCUGGUUAAGUAGGAAGUAUCCGUCUAUUCUUGUUCACUGUGUUGAGGAAAAGACUAAAGAGGUAAAUGGUGUGAAGUUUCCAGUGGAUACAAGCCAGCCAAAUCCAAACGAUACAGAGUUUGAUAAUCUCUACCUGGAUAUGAAUGGUAUCAUACAUCCUUGCACACAUCCAGAAGACAAGCCAGCUCCAAAAAAUGAGCAGGAAAUGAUGAUCCUGAUAUUUGAAUACAUCGACAGAAUCUUUUCCAUUGUCCGCCCCAGAAGGGUACUGUACAUGGCUAUAGAUGGAGUGGCUCCAAGAGCAAAGAUGAAUCAGCAAAGAAGUAGACGAUUCCGAGCUUCAAAGGAAGCAGUGGAAACAUCAGAAGAAAUAGCUCGUGUAAGAGAAGAGUUGUUACAGAAAGGCUGUACCCUUCCUCCUGAAAAACCUGCUUCAGAAAAGUUUGAUAGCAACUGUAUCACACCUGGAACACCAUUUAUGUUCAGACUUGCCAAUUGUCUGAGAUUCUACGUCCAUGAUAGAUUGAACAAUGACCCCGGAUGGAAAGGUAUAAAGGUUAUACUGUCUGAUGCCAACGUUCCUGGAGAAGGUGAACAUAAGAUCAUGGACUAUAUCAGAAAACAGAGAGCACAACCAGAUCAUGAUCCCAAUACCAGACAUUGUCUGUGUGGAGCUGAUGCUGAUUUGAUCAUGUUAGGUCUGGCCACUCAUGAACCAAACUUUACCAUAAUCAGAGAGGAAUUCAAACCCAACAAACCAAGGCCCUGCAGUCUGUGUGGUCAGAUAGGCCAUGAACUGAAAGAAUGUCAGGGAAUACCCAAGGAAAAGUUUGGUGAAUUUGAUGAGAAGGCACCAGUAUUUGCAGAUGAAACACCGUUUAUAUUUUUGCGACUCAAUGUUCUGAGAGAGUAUUUAGAAAGAGAGCUACAGAUGAAUGGGCUUCCAUUUCCGUAUGACUUUGAGAGAGCCUUAGAUGACUGGGUGUUUAUGUGUUUCUUUGUUGGAAAUGAUUUUUUACCACACUUGCCAUCACUUGAAAUCAGAGAAGGUGCAAUAGACAGAUUAAUAAAGCUGUACAAAAAUGCAGUCAGAAGGACAGGGGGUUACCUUACAGACAGUGGUGUUGUGGCCUUGGAGAGAGUACAACUUAUAAUGCAAGAGUUGGGAGAGGUAGAAGAUGAAAUCUUCAAGAAAAGACGAGAUGAUGAAAUGAAUUUCCGCAGAAGAAAUAAGGAAAAAAGGAGAAGAACAAGAAGGAUGAAUGACAAGCCACGAUAUAUUCCUGGAGGAAUGUUGGCCCCACAGCCACUUGGACGAGGUCGACCAGGUCUGGGAGCCCCGUCAGGUAAUGUGAGACAGGAAGCAUACCAGCAGAGAAUGCAGAACUUUUCCACAUCAUCAACAGAUAGAGAUCUCUCAAACCUUGAUGCAGCUCAGGCACUCAAAUCUAUGAUGCACUCUGGGAAUGAAGAAAGAGGAGAGAAACGUAAACAUGAGGCUGUUGACAGUGAUAGUGAACCAGAACCGGAAGAUGAUGUCAAAUUAUGGGAAGAUGGUUGGAAGGACAGGUACUACAAAAACAAGUUUGAUGUUGGAUCAGAGGAUAUUGCUUUCAGACAUAAUGUUGCAAACCACUAUGUACGUGGGUUAUGUUGGGUGUUGCGGUACUAUUACCAAGGCUGUGCCUCCUGGAAAUGGUACUUCCCCUAUCAUUACGCACCAUUUGCAUCAGAUUUUGUCAACGUUGCUGCACUGUCAAAUGAUUUUGAGAAAGAUACAGAACCUUUCAAACCUUUGGAACAGUUGAUGGGCGUGUUCCCAGCAGGUAGCAAGCAGCAUGUACCGCCUACAUGGCAAGAGCUGAUGACAAAUCCAGAAUCUCCCAUCAUUGAUUUCUAUCCAAUCAAUUUUAAAAUUGAUCUCAAUGGCAAAAAAUAUGCCUGGCAAGGUGUGGCAUUGUUACCAUUUGUUGAUGAGAAGAGGUUAUGGAAAGCCUUAGAUACAGUAUAUCCCGAUCUCACAGAUGCUGAAAUAAAGAGAAACAUCCGUGGAAAUGACAGACUGUUUGUUAGCCAGUCCCAUCCUGCACAUUCUUUCCUGGAAGCACUUUAUGAGGAAAACAGAAAUGACAAAACUCAAUUAGACAUGAAUACAUCACUGUCUCAGGGAAUGGGAGGCAAGGUUUGGGGAGAUGAGUUUGUUUACCUAACAGGAGAAACUGUGAAAAGUCCCUUACCUCAGCUAGCUGAUCUUGAAGAUAACAGAGUAAUAAGUGUACAAUACCAUGAUCCAACAUAUGAGAAAGGUUUCCUGUUUCAAGCAAAAGUUUUACCAGGGGCAGUUAUGCCUGAACGUGCCUUGAAGCCUGAAGACUUUGAGAAAUUUAACCGAAAUCAGCAGUAUCGUCCACAGCUAGGCUUCCAGAAAGACAGUGGCUACAGGGGUCGCAGAGAUAUGGGGCCGGCUAAUAGAAUGAUAAGGGGCGGUGCAAACAUAGGUCCACCUUCAUCGUACGGUCAAGGUGGUCAAGGCUACCGAAGCUACAAUCAAAGUAAUAGAGGGGGUGGAGGUGGCUAUAACAAUGGAGGCUAUGGUGGGUAUGGUGGCAGACAAGGAGGAGGUUGGAUGCCUCCUGCAUUACCUCAUGUUAACCCAAACAUGAACCAGGGUAACCAAGGUUACCAGAGGAACCAGUCUGGUCCAAUGAAUGCAUUUCAGAGAAAUACGCAGGCCCAGUCCGGAGGCUAUGGUAGACACAGUCAGGAAGGCGGGGCUACCGGAUACGGAUAUGGCAAUGCAAGUUCAUAUGGUGGCUCAUAUAACAGUGGUGGCGGUUCCCGGUAUGGGGGAUCAUACUCUACAUCAUACAGUGGUGGUGGAAGUGGAGGGAACAGGAACCAGCAAGGAAACAGAAAUGACACAUAUGGGAAAGACAACAGAGGGUACCCCUUGCCCCCUGGUUACAGAAGAUGAGGGUCAGGCCUGAGGCAAACAGUGGAACAGUCGUGCAUUAUGCUCCUUGUCUGUGUACAGUCUGCCUAAUGCUGAAUGUUGAUAUAUUCAAAAACAAUGUUGGGGAUCAUCUACAGAAUAAACUUAGAUACUAUAUAGAAAUGUGCAUUCUGCAAUUGACUGCAGACAGCAAACACGAUUUUACAUGUCUUCAUUUUCUGUAAAGUUGAAAGACGAAAUGUGUUGUCUGUCAGUUACCUGGAAGUUAAAAAACUUUUUUAAUUACACAGUUGAAGACCAUCCAGAUAACUUGAACAUUUAAUAGCCAUUGCUGAUGUUGUAAACUGGUGCCAUUUUUAGCUCACCUGAGCAAUGCUCAGGUGAGUUUUUCUGAUCGCUCAAUGUCCGGCGUCUGUCGUCCGUCGUCUGUCGUCCGUCGUCUGUCAACAUUUAGCUUGUGUAUGCGAUAGAG
Messenger RNA from Mercenaria mercenaria, 3556 nucleotides. Its product is annotated as 5'-3' exoribonuclease 2-like. Gene Ontology annotation, molecular function: RNA binding; 5'-3' RNA exonuclease activity. Gene Ontology annotation, biological process: nuclear-transcribed mRNA catabolic process. The coding region runs from base 109 to 3105 and encodes 998 amino acids. Lineage: Eukaryota; Metazoa; Mollusca; Bivalvia; Venerida; Veneridae. The record is from RefSeq and is a predicted model, not a curated record. The transcript has 31 exons. Gene Ontology annotation, cellular component: nucleus.